Protopolystoma xenopodis is the source of this 291-nucleotide messenger RNA. NCBI's taxonomy places the organism in Eukaryota, Metazoa, Platyhelminthes, Monogenea, Polystomatidea, Polystomatidae. The record is from the annotation of a GenBank genome assembly.
AUGUCCAAACUUGGCUCGAAAUCCCGCUCAACCGAGGCUGUUUUAGGCGGUUAUAAGAUCGGAAGGUUGGAGUUUGCACAAAAAACAACGAGCACACUUCACAAUGUCAUUGGCCCAAAUAGGUUUUUCCCAGCUCGACUUGACUCCGGUCUCGUUUGCCCCUCAAGUCAACCUCGAGGCCGAACCGUGCACUUUAAGUGGCAUUACUUUACCGCUUCACCUAACAUAGUCCGACACCUCUGCCCUUUACUCCUUCACCUGGCAACUCGUCUCAUUGACACAAAUCUGUAG